GGCCAUGGCUUCCAAAUGUCUCAAGGCCAGUUUCUCUUCGAGAUCUCUCAAGGGCCCAGGAGGGGCCGGUGGUUGCUCUACCCGCGUGUCCACUAUGUACUCCAGCAGCUCCUGCAAGCUGCCAAACCUUUCCCAUGGGGCCCAGAGUUUCUCUGCGUGUUCGGCUGGGCCGGGCCGAAGCAGUUGCAGGGCCGCUAGCUGCCUCCCUGCUCUCUGCCUCCCCACUGGAGGCUUUGCCACCAGCUACAGCGUGGGUGGGGGCUGGUUCGGGGAGGGUGUCCUUAAUGGCAAUGAGAAGGAGACCAUGAAGUUCCUGAACGACCGCCUGGCCAAUUACCUGGAGAAGGUACGUCAGCUGGAGCAGGAGAACGCCAGCCUGGAGAGCCGCAUCCGUGAGUGGUGUGAGCAGCAGGUACCCUACCUGUGCCCCGACUACCAGUCCUACUUUCGGACCAUUGAGGAGCUCCAGAAGAAGAACCUGUGCACCAAGGCUGAGAAUGCCAGGCUGGUGGUGCAGAUUGACAAUGCCAAGCUGGCUGCAGAUGACUUCAGGACCAAGUAUGAGACGGAGUUGUCCAUGCGGCAGCUGGUGGAGGCUGACAUCAAUGGCCUGCGCAGGAUCCUGGAUGACCUGACCUUGUGCAAAGCUGACUUAGAGGCCCAAGUAGAGUCUCUGAAGGAGGAGCUGCUGUGUCUCAAGAAGAAUCAUGAGGAGGAAGUGAAUUCACUGCGCUGCCAGCUUGGCGACCGGCUCAAUGUUGAGGUGGAUGCUGCCCCACCUGUUGACCUGAACCGUGUCCUGGAUGAGAUGAGAUGCCAGUAUGAGACCCUGGUGGAGAAUAACCGCCGUGAUGCUGAAGACUGGUUCAACAACCAGACUGAGGAGCUGAACCAGCAGGUGGUGUCCAGCUCAGAGCAGCUGCAGUCCUGCCAGGCAGAGAUCAUCGAGUUGAGACGCACGGUCAACGCCCUGGAGAUCGAGCUGCAGGCCCAGCACAGCUUGAGAGAUGCUUUGGAAUCUACCCUGGCUGAGACCGAGGCCCGCUACAGCUCUCAGCUGGCCCAGAUGCAGUGCCUGAUCAGCAGUGUGGAGGCCCAGCUGGCUGAGAUCCGGGCUGACCUGGAACGGCAGAACCAGGAGUACCAGGUGCUGCUGGAUGUCCGGGCCCGACUGGAGGGUGAGAUCAACACAUACCGGGGCCUGCUGGAAAGCGAGGACAGCAAGCUCCCUUGUAACCCGUGUGCCCCUGACUACUCACCCUCCAAGUCGUGCCUCCCUUGUCUGCCGGCAGCCUCCUGCAGUCCUGGUGCUGCCCGAAUGAACUCCAGCCCCCGCCCUAUAUGUGUGCCCUGCCCAGGGGGCCGGUUCUGAGAGCCUGGCUCUGAGAGGGCUCUCUGCAAAUACAUACCUUAAAGUUUCUCAAAGCCAGUCACUAAGCCCGACUACCCCCAAAGGCCUCAACUCCUUAUCAUUUCAAUGGGUGCCAGGUCUCUGUUCUCAGGUUGCUUCCUGGGUCAGGUUUUCCUCCUGGGUGCUGUUCCAGUGGGUUCUGAAAAGCAAUUGAGGGCUUCUGUUGAUGGGACAAUAAAGCACACUUGCUCUGGCUCUUGAUGCCUCAUUUGCACCA
Orycteropus afer afer is the source of this 1628-nucleotide messenger RNA. It is a transcript of the gene KRT35, whose product is annotated as keratin 35. The record is from RefSeq and is a predicted model, not a curated record. Lineage: Eukaryota; Metazoa; Chordata; Mammalia; Tubulidentata; Orycteropodidae. Gene Ontology annotation, molecular function: structural molecule activity.